Molecule: messenger RNA, 2147 nt
Organism: Camelus dromedarius (Arabian camel)
Lineage: Eukaryota; Metazoa; Chordata; Mammalia; Artiodactyla; Camelidae
Gene: UPRT
Product: uracil phosphoribosyltransferase homolog
Exons: 7
Coding region: 130-1050 (306 amino acids)
Cellular component (GO): cytoplasm
Molecular function (GO): ribosylnicotinamide kinase activity
Source: RefSeq, a predicted model, not a curated record
GGGGAGUCCGGGUUAGAGGUUGGGAGGCGGCGGGGGCGCACUGGAAAACACCAGAGCACUGGCCCGUUCUCCCUGCUCUCCUUUAUCCUUAGAGGUCGAUAGCUUUGGGGACAGCCUGGGACCCCAUGUAUGGCCACGGAGUUACGGUGUUCAGACUCCAUGCCGUGUCACAACCAGCAAGUAAGCUCCGCCUCGACCCCAAACCCCGAGCCGCAGCAACCUGGAGACCUGAUCUCGGACCUUGCAGGGGGAAACAGCGACUCCAAGGCCAAGCCGACUGUCUUCACCGGGCACGCCCAUUCUAGCGUACCGGCUGAGCCGGACCCUCAGGCCUGCGGCGGCGCCAGCCUCAACUCAGAGAGCAACGGCGGCGGUGGCAACUAUGACACACCAGCCAGCGACUCCCUCCUAGGUGACUGCGAACUCUCUCGGCAGAUCGGAGCUCAGCUUAAGCUGCUGCCUAUGAAUGAUCAGAUCCGGGAGUUGCAGACCAUCAUCCGGGACAAGACAGCCAGUAGAGGAGACUUCAUGUUUUCUGCUGAUCGUUUGAUCAGACUUGUUGUGGAAGAAGGAUUGAAUCAGCUGCCAUAUAAAGAAUGCAUGGUGACCACUCCAACAGGGUACAAGUAUGAAGGAGUGAAAUUUGAGAAGGGAAAUUGUGGGGUCAGCAUAAUGAGAAGCGGUGAGGCAAUGGAACAAGGUUUACGAGACUGCUGUCGAUCCAUUCGAAUUGGAAAGAUUCUGAUUCAGAGUGAUGAGGAGACACAAAGAGCCAAAGUAUAUUAUGCCAAGUUCCCCCCAGACAUUUACAGGAGAAAAGUCCUUCUGAUGUAUCCAAUUCUCAGCACAGGAAAUACCGUAAUUGAAGCUGUAAAGGUUCUUAUAGAACAUGGAGUUCAACCCAGUGUUAUUAUUCUACUCAGUCUGUUCUCCACUCCUCAUGGUGCCAAAUCAAUCAUUCAGGAGUUUCCAGAGAUCACAAUUUUAACUACUGAAGUUCAUCCUGUUGCACCUACACACUUUGGACAGAAAUACUUUGGAACAGACUAAAUUACUGAAGGAAAAUUAAUUGUGUAAUAUUAGUUAUGUUUUGUACUUCUACCUGUUUUACUAAUUCAUUUGAGGAAUGACAGAGAAAAUUGUGUUAAAGGCAGUGUAAUUUUUGGAAGUGGGUGUAGUAAAAAGGAAAUAUUUGAGGUUUAUUUUAUUUAGUUAUUUCUUGACUGUUUCCACCAAAUUCAGCAAUGAAGCACACACAACUCUUAGAAAAUAUUUUAGUAAUGUUUCUUAUAUAAAUUGCUCAGUGCAUUCAAAUGGUUCCCUAAUUUAUAAACCUCAGUUUAGAGGUUGCUUGCAGCCACAAAUAAAACCCAAAUAGGAGUCAGUUCGUUAGUCCACUAUAGUUUGCAUUUUGUUUAGUUUGCUUUUAGUUCUAAGUGGAUUUCAUGUAUGUGGCUGUUGUCACCUUCUUCUACUCUUUACUUCCUAGUACUGUACAUAAUGGUAACUUGGAAAGGAUGAAAAAUGAAUGCCUCCUAGAAUUUUACAUCUCUGUUAAUAUCCUCACUCAAUUAGCAGACCCAGUAUAUAUGGUUAGCUUUUCAGUUAAGCCAUUAUGUUCUUCAUGGCUCAUUUCUUACCCUGUGCAUUGUUGGUAGGUGCCUUGUCAAGUGUAAUGCAGUGAAGGUGGUGGGGCAUUUCCAGCAACUGGAACUGUAACAUUAAUUUACAUAGGUUGAACCAGGGAUGUCUGAAUGCUGAUAAGGGAGAGCUAAAUACUCUUAAUGCCAUCAGUCAGUGCCCUAGAAAUGAAGUGAUGGUGGUUUUUCUGAGGUAUAAGGGAAAGGAUGGUUUCUUGCUGAGUUUAUGGUCAAUAAGUAAAUUAAAAUGCUUCAUUUUUGAUUUAGAUGUUUCUAAUAGAGGCCUUUGAUUUGGAACUUAGUUAUUUUGCAUGCUUGUCAAUUAUAGAUGUAUUAAAAUGGGAAAAAAUACCAUGAUAUUUUUAAAAAUCCCUAAGACUUAUAUUUGUUCAUAUUUAGGCUUCUGAAAGGAAGGUAAGUCAUUUUAGAAAUCGAUGUUCAUGCUCAGAAACUUGCUUGUAAAACCCUGGCCUCAUUUUACAUUGAUAUUAAAACGUUUUAAUGAUG